AUCUCAGCAGACAUUCGAUUCUGAAGAGCAGAGAAGAGACACUUGUCUGGAAAAUAUUCUACAGACUGUGUUCUUGUGUCAUCUGAAGAGCAUUCACCACUAGGAUCGAUUUGGGUCUUCCUCAAAGCAAACUUUCUUCACACUAAAGAACGGCAAAAAGAUGACGGCUACAUCGUUGACUCUUUUGCUUCUAGUCCUGGGUCAUGCCAUGGCUCAGAAUGUUCUCAAGAAGAACUUGGCAACCCCGAAACCGGUAAAAGGAGCACAAUGCUGCGAUGAGGUGCGCUCCCUAAAAGUCCAAGUAGCCAAUCUGAGCAGCAUGCUGGAAGACUUGAACAAGAAGCAGGAGUCUGAGCUUAUGAAGGUGGUGCGGCAGAUGAUGGAGCUGGAGAAGCUUAACCAGCAGCAAGAGGCCCGUGUUACCGAGGCCGAGAGCAAGUAUUCUGAAAUCUACAAUCAGAUUGAAAUCAUGCAGCUGCAGGCCGCCCAGUCUGCACCACAGCAGAGCACUUCAGAUGCCAUCUAUGAUUGUGCAUCCCUUUACAACAAAAACUACAAAAUUUCCGGAGAGUACAAACUGCCGAAAGAUGACUUCCUUGGAACACCUGAACUCAACGUGUUCUGUGACAUGGAGAACAACGGUGGUGGCUGGACUCUCAUUCAGAGACGUAAGAUCGGGCUGACAAGCUUCAACCGGGACUGGAAGCAGUACAAAAACGGUUUUGGCACAAUCCGUGGUGAUUUCUGGCUCGGCAACGAACACAUCUUCCGUAUGACCAGACAGCCCACAGUGCUGAGAAUAGAGAUGGAGGACUGGGAGGGUGAUGUACGCUAUGCCGAAUAUGGCUUCUUCACAUUGAGCAACGAAAUGAACAGCUACAAGCUGCUCAUCGCCAACUACAGUGGAAACGCCGGAGACUCUCUGCGCUACCACAAUAAUACUAACUUCAGCACGAAGAACAAAGAUAACGACAAGUGUCUGGACAACUGUGCACAACUUCGCCAAGGUGGAUACUGGUACAACUGCUGCACUGACUCCAAUCUGAAUGGUGUGUUUUACCGCUAUGGAUCACAUACCAAAAAUCCCGAUGGCAUCUCUUGGUAUGGAUGGCACGGACCCAAUUAUUCAUUGAAAAGGGUGGAGAUGAAGAUCCGGCCCCAGACCUUUGUACCAUAAAGACUUGCUAAAAACUAAUCUUGUGCACCACUAAACCUGGGUAUCAAUGGAUCAACAGUAUAAAUCUUGAAACAGUCAACUAUUUCAGGGGGAAUGCGUCUGUAUAACAGAGUGUUGUAAGACUGGAUUAUGUGAUAAACGAUGUUUGAUUGUAAAUUGCAUUUUAUACAAGGUAUUUAUCUCGUAAAUAUGUUUAUAUUUUCUUUAGCCUUUUCCAGAGGAUUUGUUAUGCACAUGAUCAUAGAGCACAAAGGGGAAAAAACAGCAAAAGAUUAAAUUGUGAUGUUCAGUUUUGCUAGAGUGCGACUUAUUACAGGUCAGAGAAAUUCACUGGUAGAGUAAACUUAACUCUGUAAAAAGUAAAAUAUUGAAUGGUUAAUAAAAUGUAUUUUUAA
This is a messenger RNA of Danio rerio (zebrafish), 1572 nucleotides long. It is a transcript of the gene angptl7, whose product is annotated as angiopoietin like 7. Lineage: Eukaryota; Metazoa; Chordata; Actinopteri; Cypriniformes; Danionidae. The record is from RefSeq and is marked provisional. Gene Ontology annotation, cellular component: extracellular region. Gene Ontology annotation, biological process: blood coagulation.